Molecule: messenger RNA, 1510 nt
Organism: Gossypium raimondii (Peruvian cotton)
Lineage: Eukaryota; Viridiplantae; Streptophyta; Magnoliopsida; Malvales; Malvaceae
Exons: 4
Coding region: 158-1297 (379 amino acids)
Source: RefSeq, a predicted model, not a curated record
UUCAGUUAUUAGCCCAGGUCCCUAUAUGUAUUAAUCGCAAUGGCUGAGAUUUCUUAUCAUCCUUUUGAACUUGGAAGCCAUUGAUGCUCUAAGACUGAGCUGAAGAUAAGGUAAUAAUAAAAGGGUUCAUCAAUCAAGGAUCAUCAGAAGGUUGAAAAUGGCAUUAUCAGCACCAAGCACUUUAAUAUCUCAUAACAGAGCCGUUAAUUGCUUAGCUUUCUCGUUGCCAAAGCUUGGGAAUUUAGCAGUAAAUCAUCAGCAACUCCAUUCAAGGGUCAAUUUUCAUUCAUUUUCGGACCCUCCGUACGUUCAUCAGUGUAGAAAUGGUGGAAAAUUUCAGCCAUCUUGCUUAGCGAAGACUGUUGUUUCUGAUGUUGGGGUUCACAACUCCGAUUUCACCACAGAUGCUGCUGCUGAUGAUACUUGGUCAGAAUUUGCCAAGAAUGUAUCAGGUGAAUGGGAUGGAUUUGGAGCUGAUUUCACUAUUGAAGGGAAACCAAUUGAACUUCCUGAAUCUGUAGUACCUGAAGCUUACAGGGAAUGGGAAGUCAAGGUUUAUGAUUGGCAAACUCAAUGCCCUACCCUUGCUGAACCAGUGGAGAACACCAUGACUUACAAAACUAUAAAACUACUCCCCACCGUUGGAUGUGAAGCCGAUGCUGCAACACGAUAUAGCAUCGAAGAGAAGAACAUCGGGGGUGUGGACAAUGAAGUUUCUGCCUUUGCAUAUCAUUCUAGUGGAUGUUACACUGCUAUCUGGUCAGUUGCAGAUAAAAAUCUGUUGGAGUUGGAGCAUUGCUUGAUUAAUCCUCGAGAUAGGGAGUCUCGUGUGAGGAUUAUUCAGGUUGUUCGAGUCGAUGGUACGAAGUUCGUGUUACAAAAUGUUAGGGUCUUUUGCGAACAAUGGUAUGGUCCAUUUAGGAAUGGUGAUCAACUUGGUGGAUGUGCUAUUCGUGAUUCUGCAUUUGCCUCAACAGCUGCUACAAAUGCCUCUGAUGUUGGUGGUGUAUGGAAAGGGUCUAAUGCUGCUGCCAGUUUUGAUAGUUCUGGUGAUAAUUUUCUUGAAGAGCUCAAAGCUAACGGGGUAAUGAAGUCAAUAAGAGAUGGAAGCAAUCUCAUAUUGCUCCCUAAACAAUUAUGGUGCUCCUUAAUGGACAGUGGAGGUGAAACUUGCAUUGAGGUGGGGUGGCUUUAUGAUCAAGGAUAUGCUAUUACAUCAAGAUGUUGCUUCUCAAGAGAGGGGAAGUUGAAAGAAGUUUCUAUAGCUCGUGAAACUACAGUUUUGGAAGGUGUAUAGCAACAGAGGAUUUAAAUAAGUCCGUAAUUUUAUUUACAUCUUAGUGAAACUUUAAUGACGCAUUUACUUACAGAUGAAGUUAAAUUAAAUCUCAUAAAAAAAUGAAAAUGUCUAUAAAUAUUAAAUUGUAAAAAUCUUUCUUGUUUUGGUUUUGCAAAUUUUAUUAUUUAAAGUAGCCCAUGCCGGUUGUUGAAGGUUUAUGAUACUUUAAAA